AGUCAUCUAAAUUUUUCCACGUUUAAACCUGAUUGAAUCAUUUCGUUAGAAUGGGCCAAACGCAAACAGCUGCAUCUAAGACUGGAAAAGCUACUGAUUAUAUUAACAUCUCUGAUCAUCAGUGUAAUGGGAAGUUAAAUGGGAAGAUCAAAAAUAGUGAUGCUUCUGAAAGUAAAGAAAGAAAGAAUUCCCAUGUCAAGGUAUUCACUAAGGAGAUGGUGGGAGUACUCGAACUGUUCCAGUAUGCAGAUAAAUGGGAUAUUAUCCUCAUGGUAAUUGGAAUUGUGUGUGCUGUUGGAAAUGGAUCAGCAAUUCCCCUCAACACUGUUGUAUUUGGACAAGCGGCAGAAGGUUUGGUCGUCAGCAAAACUAACGUAAAUGUCUAUGUGGUGAAGUCAUAA
Bufo gargarizans (Asiatic toad) is the source of this 401-nucleotide messenger RNA. Its product is annotated as ATP-binding cassette sub-family B member 5-like. The transcript has 5 exons. Gene Ontology annotation, cellular component: membrane. Lineage: Eukaryota; Metazoa; Chordata; Amphibia; Anura; Bufonidae. The record is from RefSeq and is a predicted model, not a curated record. Gene Ontology annotation, molecular function: ATP binding. Bases 51 to 401 code for a protein of 116 amino acids.